Molecule: messenger RNA, 607 nt
Organism: Macrosteles quadrilineatus (aster leafhopper)
Lineage: Eukaryota; Metazoa; Arthropoda; Insecta; Hemiptera; Cicadellidae
Exons: 4
Coding region: 69-464 (131 amino acids)
Source: RefSeq, a predicted model, not a curated record
AAGAGGAGAGAGAGAGGGAGAGCAGCAUUCAAUCCACAGCCUUCUAGAUUGCAUCACAUCUCUUCACUAUGAAUAUCAUGAUGCUGCAUUUAUCAGCUGUCCUCCUCAUCCCCCUCGCUUUGUCUGCUGAAUCGCCCAGUAGACUUAACUUACUGAGGUUCUUCAUGGGGUUCGGACCAGAAGUGAACAAGGAGCAAAAAAUAUCGUUCAAUCCAGAGGCUGGUUUAAGAUUCAGGGAGCAGUAUGAGAAAAAGUAUGGUACAAGGGGUCAGUUGCUGAUAGAGAGGCUAGGCAAGGGUCUGGCCCCCGAGGGACCUCCUUUGGUGGACAUUGACCAGCUGUUAGAGCCUUCAAAAAACAAAACUAAACAUUAUAGAACGCACGAUUUCGCCUCACCAAAAACUAAAACAAGAAAAGACGUGGAGAUUAAAGUUAACCUGAAUCCAAGUGAUGAUGACAUCUAAGUGUUUUGACACAAUGGUAAAAAAAAACAAUGAAGUGACUCUUAUUUCCAAAGAAAAUGUUUUGUGAAAAUAGUGAAAUUAUAUGUUUGCUUUAAACUAUGUAUUUGAAUGAUAAAUAAUAUAUGUUGAUGUUGUUUAUGUUA